UGUGUGAGUGAGUUCACUUUACUAUACUGUGUGAGGAGGAUGAAGAUGGUGGUUACACUUACAUACCAAUGGUUCUUGUUCUCCUUGCUGCUUGCUGGGUUAGUUAUUAUCCAGUGUGUGGCCGGUGCAGGGGAGCCUGAUGGAACUGCAGUGCCUGAAACGGUGAGUUUUGAUACUGGGGGGUUGAGUAGAGAGGUUUUUCCAAAGGGGUUUCUAUUCGGAACGGCGACGUCUGCUUAUCAAGUUGAGGGUAUGGCUGAUAAGGAUGGCCGUGGCCCCAGCAUUUGGGACGUUUUCAUCAAAAAACCCGGGAUUGUUGCAAAUAAUGGCACGGGAGAAGUUUCGGUGGAUCAGUACCAUCGCUACAAAGAAGAUAUAGAUAUUUUGGCAAAGCUGAAUUUUGAUGCCUACCGGUUCUCAAUCUCGUGGUCCAGAAUUUUUCCAAAUGGAACUGGCAAGGUAAAUUGGAAAGGUGUAGCAUACUACAAUAGGUUGAUCGAUUACUUACUAGAAAGAGGCAUUACUCCUUAUGCAAACCUCUAUCAUUAUGACCUUCCUUUAGCUCUUGAGAUGAGAUACCAAGGAUUAUUGAGCCGCAAUGUUGUGAAAGAUUUUGCGGAUUAUGCAGACUUUUGUUUCAAGACUUUUGGAGACAGAGUAAAGAAUUGGAUGACGUUUAAUGAACCGAGGGUAGUGGCUGCUCUUGGCUAUGAUAAUGGUUUCUUUGCCCCUGGAAGGUGCUCAAAAGAAUAUGGGAAUUGUUCAGCUGGAGAUUCAGGGACUGAGCCUUACAUUGUUGCCCAUAAUUUGAUAUUGUCACAUGCGGCUGCUGUUCAAAGAUACCGAGAGAAGUAUCAAGAAAAGCAAAAGGGAAGGAUUGGGAUUCUCUUGGACUUUGUUUGGUAUGAGCCUCUUACAAGAUCAAAGGCCGAUAACUAUGCUGCUCAAAGAGCCAGAGACUUUCAUGUUGGAUGGUUCAUUCAUCCCAUUGUGUAUGGGGAGUAUCCAAGAACUAUGCAAGUAAUUGUUGGGAAAAGACUCCCCAAGUUCACUAAGGAGGAAGUUAAAAUCGUGAAGGGAUCAAUUGAUUUUGUUGGAAUUAACCAAUAUACUACUUACUACAUGUAUGAUCCCCAUCAAUCAAAACCAAAAGUCCCAGGUUACCAACAGGAUUGGAAUGCAGGGUUUGCUUAUGCAAAGAAUGGAGUGCCUAUUGGUCCAAGAGCACAUUCAUAUUGGCUUUACAGCGUACCAUGGGGCAUGUACAAAGCAUUAAUGUACAUCAAGGAGCAUUAUGGAAACCCAACUGUGAUCUUAUCUGAAAAUGGCAUGGACGAUCCUGGUAAUGUAACUCUUCCCAAGGGUUUGCAUGACACCACAAGAAUAAAAUAUUACAAAGACUAUUUGACUCAACUAAAGAAGGCAGUAGAUGAUGGAGCAAAUGUGGUAGGAUAUUUCGCUUGGUCAUUGCUUGAUAACUUUGAAUGGAGAUUGGGCUACACAUCAAGAUUUGGCAUUGUCUAUGUUGAUUUCAAAACCCUCAAGAGAUACCCCAAGAUGUCAGCAUACUGGUUCAAGCAACUCCUUACCAAAAAGAAGCAGUAGAAAAGAUUGGCUUAACAUCUAUUUUCUAAGCUUCUAGAUGUUACUAAGAAUCACGUUUUAGUAGUUUUGAAUCAGUGAAAGCCCCUGUGCAAUUGUAAUCAUGUGACUUGGUUAAUACGAGUCUUGGAAUAAAAUGAUCUUUUUUA
This is a messenger RNA of Gastrolobium bilobum, 1751 nucleotides long. RefSeq names its product beta-glucosidase 44-like. Bases 40 to 1605 code for a protein of 521 amino acids. The record is from RefSeq and is a predicted model, not a curated record. Gene Ontology annotation, molecular function: beta-glucosidase activity. The transcript has 11 exons. Gene Ontology annotation, biological process: carbohydrate metabolic process. Lineage: Eukaryota; Viridiplantae; Streptophyta; Magnoliopsida; Fabales; Fabaceae.